Molecule: messenger RNA, 1557 nt
Organism: Knipowitschia caucasica
Lineage: Eukaryota; Metazoa; Chordata; Actinopteri; Gobiiformes; Gobiidae
Source: the annotation of a GenBank genome assembly
AUGGAAGCUUCUGAUUCUGUGAUCGCGGCCUUUUCCAUCCAAGAAGAAGCCGAGUCCAGAAACUGGAGCACCUGGGGGAAACCGGAGCACCUGGGGGAAACCGGAGCACCUGGAGGAAACCGGAGCACCUGGGGGAAACCGGAGCACCUGGGGGAAACCGGAGCACCUGGAGGAAACCGGAGCACCUGGGGGAAACCGGAGCACCUGGGGGAAACCGGAGCACCUGGAGGAAACCGGAGCACCUGGGGGAAACCGGAGCACCAGGAGGAAACUGGAGCACCUGGAGGAAACCGGAGCACCUGGGGGAAACCGGAGCACCAGGAGGAAACUGGAGCACCUGGAGGAAACCGGAGCACCUGGGGGAAACCGGAGCACCUGGGGGAAACCGGAGCACCUGGGGGAAACCGGAGCCCCAGGAGGAAACUGGAGCACCAGGAGGAAACUGGAGCACCAGGAGGAAACUGGAGCACCUGGGGGAAACCGGAGCACCUGGAGGAAACCGGAGCACCUGGAGGAAACCGGAGCACCAGGAGGAAACUGGAGCACCUGGAGGAAACCGGAGCACCUGGGGGAAACCGGAGCACCUGGGGGAAACCGGAGCACCUGGGGGAAACCGGAGCACCAGGAGGAAACCGGAGCCCCAGGAGGAAACUGGAGCACCUGGGGGAAACCGGAGCACCUGGAGGAAACCGGAGCACCUUGAGAAACCGGAGCACCUGGGGGAAACCGGAGCACCUGGGGGAAACCGGAGCACCUGGGGGAAACCGGAGCACCUGGGGGAAACUGGAGCACCUGGGGGAAACCGGAGCACCUGGAGGAAACCGGAGCACCUGGGGGAAACCGGAGCACCAGGAGGAAACCGGAGCACCAGGAGGAAACUGGAGCACCUGGGGGAAACCGGAGCACUUGGAGGAAACCGGAGCACCUGGAGGAAACCGGAGCACCUGGGGGAAACCGGAGCACCUGGGGGAAACCGGAGCACCAGGAGGAAACCGGAGCACCAGGAGGAAACUGGAGCACCAGGAGGAAACUGGAGCACCAGGAGGAAACUGGAGCACCUGGGGGAAACCGGAGCACCUGGAGGAAACCGGAGCACCUGGAGUAAACCGGAGCAAACCGGAGCACCUGGGGGAAACCGGAGCACCUGGGGGAAACCGGAGCAAACCAGAGCACCUGGAGGAAACCGGAGUACCUGGGGGAAACUGGAGCACCUGGGGGAAACUGGAGCACCAGGAGGAAACCGGAGCACCUGGAGGAAACCGGAGCACCUGGAGAAAACCGGAGCACCUGGAGGAAACCGGAGCACCUGGAGAAAACCGGAGCACCUGGAGGAAACUGGAGCAAACCGGAGCACCUGGUGGAAACCGGACCACCUGGGGGAAACAGGAGCACCAGGAGGAAACCGGAGCACCUGGGGUAAACUGGAGCACUUGGGGGAAACCGGAGCACAUGGAGGAAACCAGAGCACAAGGAAGAAACUGGAGCACCUGGAGGAAACUGGAGCACCUGGAGGAAACCGGAGCACCGGGAGGAAACCGGAGCACCUGGGGGAAGUAA